UUACCUUAACCAAUCAGCAUUGAAUUGUUAUCUUACCAGUAGGGAUACAAAAGGAAAAUGUUAUUACCAUAAUAUCAGAAUUUCAGUUGAGAAAAUCAUUUGAUUGAUCUUGAGUUGAUUUUCAUUUUCUCUGAUUUAAUUGUCUAUGAGAAUAUUUUUUUCGUUUUAAUUGUAAAUUGUUAUUCUCUCUUUUCUAAUUAUGUGUGGUAUUCUUGCUAUUCUGUUUUCUUCAACAGAAUUUGAUUCAUUAAGGAAACUUGCCCUUCAAUUGUCAAAGAAACAUAGACAUCGAGGUCCCGAUUGGAGUGGUAUUGAUGUUCGUCCAUAUAUUGGACCCAAAGGUGAAAAACUAGUUGACGUUUUGGCCCAUGAAAGACUGGCCAUUGUCGAUUUACUUCAAGGUUCCCAACCUUUGUACGAUCCAUCAAAAGAAUACAUUUUGACCGUUAACGGUGAAAUUUACAACCACAGUUUAAUCCGACAAUCAAUUGAUCCAGCUGAUUUAGCCACUCAAAGUGAUUGUGAACCAAUUGUUCACCUUUACAAGAAACAUGGACCCUCUGUGGUCAAUCAAUUGGAUGGUGUUUUCGCCUUCGUUGUCGCUGCCCCAGGUAAAGGUGAUUAUUUUGCUGCUCGUGAUCCAAUUGGUGUUUUCCCUCUGUAUUAUGGUCGUGGCUCUGAUGGAUCUUGGUGGUUUGCCUCUGAAAUGAAACUUCUGAUCACUAGUUGUGUUGAGAUUCGUGAGUUUCCUCCGGGUCAUUACUGGACCCACAAGGAGGGAUUCCACCGUUGGUACAAUCCACCCUGGUGGGAUGAAUCCCUUAUCCCAACCAACAAAAUUGAUUUCACCGUUUUGAGAGAUGCGUUUGAAAAAGCCGUCAUUAAAAGGCUAAUGUGUGAUGUCCCAUAUGGUGUACUUUUGUCUGGUGGACUGGAUUCAUCUCUUGUUGCAUCAAUUGUUUGUCGUCAUGCUGCUAAACGUAUCGAGGGUGAUGUAAAAACCGAUGCUUGGUUCCCUCGAGUUCAUUCAUUUACAGUUGGAUUAGCUGAUUCUCCUGAUCUUAAAGCUGCAAGAGAAGUUGCUAAUUUCCUUAAGACUGUUCAUCAUGAAUUCACUUAUACAAUUCAGGAGGGACUUGAUGCAAUUUCCGAUGUUAUUUAUCACAUUGAAACUUACGAUGUGACUACGAUUCGAGCUUCAAUUCCAAUGUUUCUUAUGGCUCGAAAAAUUAAAGCUUUCGGAUUCAAAAUGGUUCUUUCAGGUGAAGGAUCUGAUGAAAUAUUCGGUGGCUAUUUGUAUUUCCAUAAAGCUCCAUCAGCAGGUGAUUUCCAUGCUGAACUUUGUCGAAAGAUUAAACUAUUGUCCCGAUAUGAUUGUCUUCGAGCCAAUCUGGCAACAUCCGCAUGGGGACUCGAAGCUCGAGUUCCGUUUCUUGACAAAGAUUUCAUCAAUUUGGUAAUGAGUUUAGAUCCAUCAAUGAAAAUGGUCACCGAUCGACCUGAAGGCAAACUUGAGAAAUGGAUAAUUCGAAAGGCCUUCGAUACACCCGAUAAUCCGUAUCUUCCAAAUUCAAUUCUUUGGCGGCAAAAGGAACAAUUUUCCGAUGGAGUUGGUUACAAAUGGAUCGAUUCAUUAAAAUCUUAUUCAGACUCUCAGAUCACUGACGCUCAAAUGGACUGCGCCUCAUCGACCUUCCCUCAUAACCCUCCAUUAACUAAAGAGGCUUAUCUUUAUCGGUCCAUUUUCAAGCAUCACUUUCCUCAUCGUGAUACCGACGGACUGAUUCCCGGUGGACCAUCGAUCGCUUGUUCAACUCCAGCGGCAAUCGAAUGGGAAAAGGCUUGGGCCAAUUCAGCUGAUCCAUCGGGACGAGCAAUCUCAGGCAUUCACAUGGAUUCAUAUUGAUUUUAUUGACCAGUAAAUCAAAAUUGUCAAGACUAAUUGUAUGUGAUUAGUAUUCACAUUAACAUUUGAUUUGAUCCAAUCAAUUAAAAGAAGAUAAUCAUUGAUUAGAAUAUUAAA
Messenger RNA from Panonychus citri (citrus red mite), 2023 nucleotides. RefSeq lists its product as uncharacterized. Bases 200 to 1906 code for a protein of 568 amino acids. Gene Ontology annotation, cellular component: cytosol. Lineage: Eukaryota; Metazoa; Arthropoda; Arachnida; Trombidiformes; Tetranychidae. The transcript is spliced from 3 exons. The record is from RefSeq and is a predicted model, not a curated record. Gene Ontology annotation, molecular function: asparagine synthase (glutamine-hydrolyzing) activity.